Molecule: messenger RNA, 1814 nt
Organism: Dioscorea cayenensis subsp. rotundata (Guinea yam)
Lineage: Eukaryota; Viridiplantae; Streptophyta; Magnoliopsida; Dioscoreales; Dioscoreaceae
Product: gibberellic acid methyltransferase 2
Exons: 3
Coding region: 183-1382 (399 amino acids)
Biological process (GO): methylation
Molecular function (GO): S-adenosylmethionine-dependent methyltransferase activity
Source: RefSeq, a predicted model, not a curated record
UCUCUGUUUCCAUGUGAUCUCUUCCUCUUUCUCUCUCUCUCUCUCUCUCUCUCUCUCUCUCUCUCUCUCUCUGUCACUCAGUCACUCUAUUUAGCUCUUUCUCCUUCACUUUCUCUUGUUCUAGCUUGUUCUUCAUGAAUUAAAUGGAGUACUAAUAUUGCAUGGUUUGGCAUUGAAGAAGCAUGGAACACAAGCACUACAAGAAGAGCAAAUACCAAGCAUGGACAAAGGAUCUCCAUAGAAUACUUUGCAUGCAAGGUGGUGAAGAUGAUGGAAGCUAUGCGAAGAACUCCGAGGCCCCGGCCUCGGCUGUCGUCUUGUCGAAACCAUUGCUCAUAGAAGCAAUCCACUCCAUGAAGCUUUUCAGUAAUGAAACUUCAAUCAGAAUUGCAGACUUAGGCUGUGCCACAGGAUACAACACUCUCUCAACCAUGGAGUUAAUUGUAGGAACCUUGAGCCAACGUUAUGAGAGGGAGCAGUACUACUGUAAUAGUAAUAUUGAUAAGAAUAAUAACAAAGUGCCUGAAUUUGAAGCCUUCUUCUCUGACCUCCCUUCCAAUGACUUCAACUCUCUCUUCAGAUCAUUGGUUCCUUCUUCUCUUGAGGAUUCAAUCAAGAAGCCAUACUUCACUGCUGGUGUUCCAGGCUCCUUCUACAAACGCUUGUUCCCUAAAGCCAAACUUCAUUUUGUUGUUAGCUUGAGUGCUUUGCACUGGCUUUCCCAGAUACCGGAGGAGGUGCUAGAUAAGCAAUCUCCGGCGUGGAAUGAAGGCCGAGCAUGGAUAGACGGUGGGAAGAAGGCUGCAGUGGAUGCAUAUGCUAAGCAAUCUAGUGAAGACUUGGAAGCAUUUCUUCAGUGCCGAAAGGAGGAGGUUGUGCAGGGUGGGAUGCUGUUCUUGUUGAUGGCUGGCAGGCCAGGUUGCUCUCAACCGGAUAACCAGUUAGGUGAUCCAGACUCAAGAGCCAAGCACCCUUUCACCAGCUACAUGGAUCAAGCUUGGAAGGACCUACUAAAUGAGGGAUUGAUAGAUGAAGACACAAGGGACACAUUCAACAUCCCUGCUUAUAUGAGGAGCAUGGAAGAGGUGAGGGAAGCAUUUGAAAAGUGUGAUGGGUUUGAGAUAAUGAAGCUUGAGUUUCAGAGAAUUGUAGAGCAUUCAAAGGAGAAGCAAGAGGAGUGGAUAAAAGACCCGGUUUCUUAUGGUAAGUGUAAAGCUAACCUUGUCCGGGCUACAUUGAAACCAAUUGUUGAAGCUCAUCUUGGUCAAGUGCUUUGUGAGGAACUGUUCAAGAGGUUUGAGAAAAGAGUCUCUGAAGAUAUCACUAUGCUUCAUAAGACUUGUUUUUAUGGUGUCAUUGUUGUCUCUGCUAUCAGGAAGUGAUUAACAAUUAAUCAAUUACUGAUCUGCUCCUCUUCAUUUUGUUAAUUUCAUGUUCAAAUAAUGAUUAUGAGUAAUGAGAAAUAUUGGUGAUCUUUAAGGAAGGAGUAUGUUUAGAUAUGUGAAAACUUUAUGGUAGUUCUAGCGAAUAGAAUGAAUGAACUCAUGAGAGAGCAACUACCGACUUUUUGGUUUAUUAACAUCAAUUCGAGUCUUUUGUGCAGAGUGUUUGUGUUCUUGCCAAAAAGACGUAUUCAAACUUCAAUGUAGGAUAUAGAUGUAUUGAAGUAAUAUCUCCGUGUGCCCGUGCUUAAGAAGAGAAGAGAAGGUGGGCAUGAAGGAUUCACAUUCAUCACGGCCAUAUCUUGGAAAAGCUGGCAAGUUGGCUGCUGCACUUGCCUGCCCAUUCUGCUCUCUCUAACUCCGGCCACACAU